This is a messenger RNA of Nymphalis io (European peacock), 1239 nucleotides long. RefSeq names its product odorant receptor Or2-like (gene Or-56). Gene Ontology annotation, cellular component: plasma membrane. Gene Ontology annotation, biological process: sensory perception of smell; detection of chemical stimulus involved in sensory perception of smell. The record is from RefSeq and is a predicted model, not a curated record. Gene Ontology annotation, molecular function: olfactory receptor activity; odorant binding. The transcript is spliced from 6 exons. The coding region runs from base 127 to 1239 and encodes 370 amino acids. NCBI's taxonomy places the organism in Eukaryota, Metazoa, Arthropoda, Insecta, Lepidoptera, Nymphalidae.
AGUUCGAAAUCUUUCUUGGCUCUGUCAGAGCUGCUUAAAAAACUUGAAGAUCCAAGGUUUCCUUUACUUGGCCCGAAUAUUCGUGCUCUUAAAUUUUGGGGAUUAAUUCUACCAAAAGAAACAUCAAUGAAAUUCUUAUAUAUUUUCCUCCAUAUAACUGUGAUAGUUUUUACAGCAACUGAAUAUGUGGAAAUAUGGUUCGUCAAAGAUGACAUGAGUUUACUUUUAACGAAUAUAAAAAUAACUCUAUUAGCAACUGUGAGUGUUAGCAAAGUAUCUAGCUUUCUGAUAUUUCAAAAGAAAUGGAAUAAGAUAAUUGACUACGUGAACAGAGCUGACAAAAUCCAGAGAAACCGUGAUGAUCUUAAAAACAAUAUUAUAGAGAGAUAUACGAAGUAUAGCAGAAAAAUAACUCUUAGUUAUUUCAUGUUAAUGUAUACUACUGUUGUUUUUGUUAUCAGUCAACCGAUUUAUAAAUACGUAUUCUCUGAAACGUAUAGGGAGAAUAUUAGAAACGGCACGGAAAAUUACGCUCAAGUCGUCAGUUCUUGGGUGCCUGUUGACAAAAAUACUAUCAAGGGCCACAUAAUUGCUUGCUUUUAUCAGAGCUAUGCUGCAAUUUAUGGGGGUGGAUGGAUAACUUCUUUUGAUUCGAAUGCUAUUGUCAUCAUGGUAUUCUUUAAGGGGGAACUUGAAAUGUUGAGGAUUGAUAGCAGUAACAUUUUCGGUUCAGCUGAUUUUGUUUUGAGUCAUGAGGAAUUUCAGUUUCGUUUGAAAGACUGUUAUAGACGUCACCAGGAAUUGAUAAAGUACAUUCGUCUCUUCGAUUCUUGUCUGUCGCCAAUCAUGUUCCUCUACGUGAUUGUAUGUUCAAUAAUGCUUUGUGCUACAGCUUAUCAAAUAACGAUUGAAACAAGUGCAAUGCAAAGAUUUAUAACAGUCGAAUAUUUGGUAUUUGGUGUAGCACAACUUUUUAUGUAUUGCUGGCACAGCAAUGACGUUUUGUAUGUGAGUAAACAGUCAUCACUAGGACCUUAUGAAAGCAUUUGGUGGACAAGAGAUGUCUCUGAACAAAAAGACGUUAAUAUUCUGAUUGAUCAGUUCAACAGAGCUAUAGUGUUCAGUGCUGGACCAUUUACUAAUAUCACCGUGGCUACCUUUAUAAGCAUUCUGAAAGGGGCAUAUAGUUAUUACACACUCCUGAGUCAGUCUCAACAGGAUGAAUUUGAAAGUAAAUAA